AGACAACAAUCUCUACACCAAAACCUUGCCCUCCUUUGUUCCUUUUCCCUCGCUACCAAAACCACAAGCAGAGUGGCUCACUAAGUAAAUUAAUCAUAUUCCAAGCCCUCCCCCCCUUCAAAGUUCUCACCUUUCUCCCCCUACAAAAACUCUUGUUCAGUUCAUCAAAACCAAAAAAGGAACCAAUCCCCCCUCCCCUCCCAUUGAGGUAAGCAAAGCCAACACACAGCACAGCAGCACAAUGCAGCGAAGACACCCCCUUCUUCUUCUUCUCAUUUUCUCAGUUUUUCUCAGCUUCCAAACAUCAAAUGGCCAUAACAUCACACGUUUACUCGCCAAGCACCCUUCUUUAUCCACCUUCAACCAUUACCUCACUCUCACCCAUUUGGCUCAAGAGAUCAACCGCCGCACUACCAUCACUGUUCUCGCCUUAGACAACGCCGCCAUGUCCUCUCUCUUGAAUAAAAACCCUUCCAUUUACACCAUGAAGAACGUCCUUUCCCUCCAUGUUCUUCUUGACUACUUCGGUGCCAAGAAGCUUCACCAGAUAACCAAUGGCACCGCACUCGCCGCUACUAUGUUCCAAGCCACUGGGGUCGCCCCUGGGGUUUCCGGCUUUGUUAACAUAACCGAUUUUAAAGGUGGAAAAGUUGGUUUUGGAGCUGAAGACAAUGGUGGGGAUUUAGAUUCUUUCUUUGUUAAAUCUGUUGAGGAACUGCCUUAUAAUAUAUCUGUGAUUCAGAUCAGCAAGGCUUUGCCUUCUGCUAUAGCUGAGGCUCCCACUCCAGGGCCGAGUGAGCUGAAUAUUACUGGGAUUAUGUCAGCACAUGGAUGUAAAGUGUUUGCUGGUACCCUUUUAGCCAAUCCUGAAGCCAUGGGAACAUAUGAGGAUAAUCUGAAUGGAGGAUUGACUGUGUUCUGCCCACUGGAUGAUGCAUUUAAAGCCUUUUUACCAAAGUACAAGAACUUGACUGCUUCAGGGAAAGAAUCAUUCCUUGAGUUCUUUGGUGUGCCUGUUUACCAGUCUUUAUCCAUGUUGAAAUCCAACAAUGGUCUCAUGAACACAUUAGCUACCGAUGGUGCUAGCAAGUUCGACUUCACCGUCCAAAAUGAUGGCGAACAGGUGACACUAAAGACCAAGAUCAACACCGUCAAAAUAACUGGGACUUUACUCGACGAACAACCUGUGGCGAUUUAUACAAUCGACAAGGUCUUGAUGCCUAGAGAAUUGUUCAAGGCAGCCCCUACUCCUGCCCCGGCACCAGCCCCAGAGGAAGCAGCGGAUGCACCAAAAGCAUCCAAAUCAAAAUCUAAGUCAAAGUCGAAGUCAGCCCCAACACCAGAAUCUGAUGCACCAGCGGAUUCACCGGACGAUGAUCCAGCUGAUCAGACAGCAGACGAUAAUGCUGCAUCGAGUUUUAAAGGUGGAAGGUUUGUUGCUGUUGGAUUGAGCUUCUUGUUAGUGUUUUUGUUGCUCUAAGUUUUCUAGUUUCUUUUUUUGCUUGUUUCAUUUUCUGUUUAAUUUAUAUAGAUACUGGAGAAUAAGUAAAGGCUUCAGUGUGGUUAUAUUUUUUUAUAUUGUCUUUUUUUUUUCUUCUUUUAAGUGUGAUUAUGUUGUUUUUCUCUUGGAUAGAUAAAGGAAAGGUUUGUGCUUGUAAGUUUGAUUAUUGAUGAAAAGGCAAAUGCUAUAGAUAUUGUAAUAGACAAAGUUGUGGUUAUAAGUUGAUUGAAAGGCAAUUUAAUAAAUUAUUUAAGAUCCAUUUAUUGUUA
Gossypium raimondii (Peruvian cotton) is the source of this 1770-nucleotide messenger RNA. RefSeq names its product fasciclin-like arabinogalactan protein 1. The record is from RefSeq and is a predicted model, not a curated record. Gene Ontology annotation, cellular component: plasma membrane. Lineage: Eukaryota; Viridiplantae; Streptophyta; Magnoliopsida; Malvales; Malvaceae. Gene Ontology annotation, biological process: shoot system development; root development. Bases 242 to 1480 code for a protein of 412 amino acids. The transcript has 2 exons.